GAGAUUUUAUUACAUAGCUCGUUGAUAUUACCGUCAAAAUGAAAGAGAGUUGGAACGAGAUUCACUAUCCAUAUUAGGGAAAGGGAGGGUAAUCCUCCUAUAAGAGAGAGAGGCCCCUCUCAUACAUAAAUGGUAAUAAUUUGAAGCAUUAUCAAAAUGGAGUUCGUCCAAGCAAAUGAGGAAAGUGACAAACACCCCAGCCCAUGUAACCCUCUCCUCCGCCCUUCCCUCCGCCACUUUCCUUUUUUAUAAGAUAACAUUCUCUCUUUCUAUCUUUGGCUUUCCCUUCUUAAAACAGAGAGAUUACAUACUCCCCGCCAUGAUCAACCAGCAAGCAUUCUCGGAAACUUGCACUAAAUGCCUCCAUUUCUUUAUAUAGCUCCACCUAUAAUUCACCCCCUCUCUCUAGCCAUCAAACGCCCAGAUCCACCUCUUUAGAGAGAGAAACAGAGGAAGAGCGAUGAGGGAGGGAGAAGAGGCUGAGAGAGCAAGAAGUUAUGGAGAAACGUCGAGCAUGGGAAGAACCGAUCCGUAUCCGAAGCCAGAGAGGAGCCACCAAGAAUCCAUGGAUUUAACGGAGCUCAACCUCAUCGAUUGCCUCGAUUCGAUUACUGAUUCACCCGAACUCGAAGCGACAGGCGACCGAGAACCAAGGGUUUUCCCCUGCAAUUAUUGCCAAAGAAAAUUCUACAGCUCUCAAGCUCUUGGUGGCCACCAGAACGCCCACAAGAGAGAGAGAACGCUCGCGAAAAGAGGCCACCGAGGCCCGGUUUUUGGACACACAGCUCCUGUUCUGGGUAUACAGGCCCACUCUAUGAUACACAAGUCGUGUAUGGUUCAGCCUAUAUUGCAGAGGUCGUGUAUGGUAGGGCGGCAGGGGGGUUGGUUGAUGGAGCAGCAGCCGGCAGUCGGGAGGCUUUUCCCCGCGGAAGGCGGUGGUGCGAGGGGCGGCGUAGCCAGAUUUGGCGGAGAGUACGGGCGCUAUGUCGGGGAUUCGGAGGAUGUUGCCGGGGUAUUUUGGGGAGCAAGAGUGAAGCAGCAGGGGCAGGAGGAGUUGCACCACCUUGACCUUUCCCUCAAGCUCUGAAUUGAGAAGAAAGAUAAUCUCUCUCUCUAGUUUGUGUUUUUGGGGUUGGUUUAUAUUUUUAUUUGCAGGCACACCAAUUCUCUUUUCCCCUCUAGUUUCUUUUCUUGAGUGGAUUUUACAUUUUUCAUAGACACCCACUUUCUCUCUCCUCUUUAGCUUCUUCCCUCACACAGACAGGACAGCCUCUCUCUCUCUUUCUUCAAUCUUUUGUUCCUCUUUUAGGGUUUCUUCAUGGAGCUCUGGCACCAGAGACCCUGCCACUCUCUUUCUCUCUGUCUGGUUUUUUUUGGUGGGUCUUAGAUUUCAUGGAGCUCUGACAAGUCUUUCUCUCUCUACUUUGCUUUCCUCAGUUUCUGUUUAGGUUUUAUUUAGGAACUUCAAUGUUUUUGUUCUUUACUGUAUAUUUGUCCCAAAUUUAUUGUUGUUACGGUAUCUAUGGAAGAGCCUGUUUGAUUGGCUUCGGUUGU
Messenger RNA from Amborella trichopoda, 1554 nucleotides. RefSeq names its product zinc finger protein 7. The record is from RefSeq and is a predicted model, not a curated record. Lineage: Eukaryota; Viridiplantae; Streptophyta; Magnoliopsida; Amborellales; Amborellaceae. Gene Ontology annotation, biological process: negative regulation of abscisic acid-activated signaling pathway.